Messenger RNA from Penicillium odoratum, 1020 nucleotides. RefSeq lists its product as uncharacterized. Bases 1 to 1020 code for a protein of 339 amino acids. The transcript has 2 exons. NCBI's taxonomy places the organism in Eukaryota, Fungi, Ascomycota, Eurotiomycetes, Eurotiales, Aspergillaceae. The record is from RefSeq and is a predicted model, not a curated record.
AUGGACUGGGUCAGAUUGGCCCAGUAUCCAUUUUUCGAUCAUCGCAAGUCCCCGUCAGCCACACACUGCGACGAUAUCGCUCAGUCCAUAACUGGUGCCACGAAGAUCAUCCCAGUUGACAGUCUGAAUACCAUGACCUAUUCUGUCAUUUGCAACAACUGUUCAUCCCUUCCACUGGACCGUAUUGUGAUCUUUCGAGAGGAGGCCAUAGCUGGGCCUCUUGACUAUAUCGUCAAACUUGCAAAAGAGACUUUCGGUUCUUUGGCGCCUGAGCCAACAUACUAUGAUAAAGUGGAGGGCGCAGACCCUCCACUUACCCUGUAUACCACGCCUUGUCAGCCUGGUAUCUCGCUUCUCAGUGCUCUGCGCUGCGAGAUUGAGUUAUCCGGCCAACAAAAGGCGAAACAGACCAGUUUAAUUCGGGAUCUUGCAAGAUACUUUGCUCUCUCGUGGUCCAAAUGUCAGUCUAUGAAUCCUCCCGAACUACUCUAUAUCCGUCAAGCAGGCAUUCGCUACCAACUCCGCCAAUUCAAACAACUAGCGCCUACUGUCCUCCCAGCACAUACAAUCGAUGAUCUCAUUCAGAUUCUUCCUACCCUCUUCAGUAAUGAUUAUCCCGCGGUUUUGACAAAUGGGAAUCUCUCCCUAACCAAUAUCCGUGUCGACGAAACGACCUACGAAAUAACAAAUAUUGUCGACUGGUCUCUCACCAAAAUCCUACCCUUCGGUAUGGAUUUGGAUAUCCUGCUCUUGGUAACAGGAUAUAUGGGGCUGAGAAAAUGGAGGGAUUAUGAGUGCAAGAGGUUCAUGCUGGAUUGCUUUUGGGAUGAGUUUUGGGCAAGUGUAGAUCCCCAUGUUGAUCGGGUUAGGGGGAGGUUUCUGGCGGAGAAGGCAGCGAGGAUUGGUGCGCUUUUGAGAUAUGGCUUUACUAGACGGGAGGAUGGGAAUACGGAUAGUGUGGUUUCUGUUUCUGAUCGGGAUUGUAAACUGCUGAGGGCGUGGUUUGGACUUGCUGCAUAA